AUGCAGGUAUUGGUGCUCUUUCAGUAUGUCUUUUGCUUGGAGGGUGUUGUGACACUGAGGUCGGAUGUUAAGCCAGUGUUAGUGAAAAGUGUUCACUAUUGUCCGGCAACUAAAAAACUACAUGAACAUAUUCACACUGACUUCCUAUCCACCUCAUUUGCCUUCGAUUCUGCUACUUCCGACUGUACUUACCCGAUUAGAGACAAUGAGGGCAAUCUCUUGGAGACUGAGUUUGGGAUCUCAGUCUUCAAAGAUCGGCAGACCCUUAUCAUUCGACAAUCAACUGAGACAAGCCCAGCCGGGGAACCAGGUUAA
This is a messenger RNA of Macrosiphum euphorbiae (potato aphid), 315 nucleotides long. Lineage: Eukaryota; Metazoa; Arthropoda; Insecta; Hemiptera; Aphididae. The record is from the annotation of a GenBank genome assembly.